CGUCAUAUUGAGGUUUGUCCUGAUAGAGCCCCGUAGUGACGUCAUCAUCCACAGACAACAUGGCGGCUCUGUUGGCGAGGAAGCUGACGGGGUUGAUGAAAUCGCCGCUAUCCGUCGCUCUGUGCGUCCGGACGGCGAACGCUGCUCGACUUUCGGCCUUCGCCAAGGCCGUUCAUCCCUUCGGUGUACCCGCAGUCCCGGCCGUACGCGCUCCUCUGCCCGCUACAGCCUGUCGACUAGCCGGAUGCGGUCUCCUUCAACGGGUGUCCGCUUUUAUUCCCCCCGCGAGUCAGCAGCCCAACAGAAGCCUGACAUACUACAGCAUUAAGAAGGGGAAGAGGAAGUCUGUCAGGUCUGUCACAGAACGCUUCAUGAGGCUGCAUUGCGGGCUAUGGAUUCGACGCAAGGCCGGAUACAAGAAGAAACUGUGGAAGAAGAGCGCGGCCAGACGAAAGCGGCUGAGGGAGCAUGUCUUUUGUAACAAAACACAGAGUAAACUGUUAGAUAAAAUGACAACUGGCUUUUGGAGAAGGAGGAACUGGUACGUGGACGAUCCAUACUUGAAGUACCAUGACAGAGUCAACCUCAAGUAUUAAUUCAAUGUUUGCCAUCUUCUUUUGUGUCAAUAUCAAAUUUUUUUUUUUUUUUUUAGUAGUCCAUUAUCGAAACAAUAAUGAGGUCAGUCACAUAAAACAUUUGCUUCAUGUUUAAUGGUUGUAAAGUGAUUUUUAGCAACAAUAAACCAUAUGACAUCACUGCUACUACAUGUAGUGCACAGCAAUUUAAAAGUCAUUUGUUAUUCUGGCCUGCCAGAACAAAAAGAUACCCUGCAAAGUGGAAGCAUUUAAUUAUCAUCAUCAUUUACAAAUUAAUUUACAUGAAUUCACUUGGGAAAUUUAUCUGAAGCAGGGCUGGGGCAACUUUCUCUGUAUUGUCCAUUUAUGAACACGUAUAAUGGAACGCUCAAACAUGUUUAUUUUGGGUUGUUUGAACAUUUUUGGGUUAAACGCUUUGGUGUUUUUAUCUAAAAAAUGAAAAAACUUCUGGUAUUAGUUUUUUAAAUUGAAUGCAAAACUAAAUGAAGAAUUGCCAUGCGAAAAGUUUGAUCUGAGCACAAAUUUUCCCACUGCUUACAUAAGGAAAUUUCUUGUAAUACUACUAAUUAAAGUUGUCCAACAAAAUCCACCCGAUAACAACGGCCGAGAAAAGCAUUUAAAAUCAUUUUGGACAAUAUUGGUUUUGCGCCAGUAUAUAUGCUGGGUUAUAAAUUAAAUGUUAAAAAAAUAAUAAUACAAAACUGCAGCCUUUGUGUAUGGGCUGGUCACAGCGACUUUGCUUAGAGUGGCCUCUAAUUGUCUCAAAGGGAUCCACGGAUAGAAAUACUUGUAGUUCUUAAAAGAUAAAUGUUAGUACAAGUUAUUAUUAUCUGAUAUUGAAACCGCUCUUGAUGUUUUAGUUUUUAUACAAUUUGUAAAAUUAGUUGGUCGCCAUUGUUGUUGACAUCGCAGGGCGGAGACGUCACACAUAGCCACGCUGGCAGAAUUUCACCUGUCACUCUUUUAAAAAAAAAAACAAACAAAAAAAAAAACAUGGCACUCUAUAAUUAUGUAAGGUAGUGCUUUAAAUACGCCACAAGAAGACAAUGGCGAGUUUUACAUUAAUUAGGGAUCAAGCCAAUGAGUGCAUUUUUUUCCCUUAACUGACGCUGUAGUUUCUUUAAUCCACAGUGGGAGAGCGAAAGAGUGGACACAGACAUUCAGAUUCGUAACUCGGACUGCGCCGUUUUUUGGCAUAAACUUAGGCAACUUUUUCACAACACAAUAAAGUAUCAGAUAGUGAAAAUACUACAAAACAAACUCAUAUCUCUCAAAAAAUGUCACCAAGAAGAAAAGUGCUUCAAUCUGUAUUACUGAAACCCUAUUCUCACACAGUUAACAAUGCAAAGAGAACUGGCAUUCACAAUCAAAAUAGAUGCGCAAAAUACACAUAAAACUUACUCAGACUUUGGUCAGACUUUGGCCAAACUAUAUUUAAACAUUUUAGCAUCUCCUUUAGCUUAACAAAUACACUGGAUGGUAAUAUUUAGCCACAAUAAACAAACUUUGAUGCUGCGAGCCAUUUUACGGGAGUCUUGUGAAGACAACUCUCAAAUGAACGUGAAUCACAAUAGACCCAGUCUAAAAAAAAAAAAAAAGAAACGGAGCUGCGGCGUCAGUCGAGAGCCUAAACGCACUCAUUGGCUUGAUGGUUUAUUGAUGUAAAACUCGCCAUUGACACCUUGUGGUGUAUUUAAAUCACUACGUUACAUCGUUAGUGACUGUUAAGUACGGCAGCAUGGCCUUGACGUCACCGGCCUGCAACAUCAACAACAAUGGCGAGCUACUACAUUAAGAGGGGUUUUAAUAUCAAAUUAUUAUUACUCGUACUAACAUUUAUCUUUUAAGAACUACAUGUUUUUUUUUCUGUCCGUGGUUCCCUUUAACUAAUAUGCUUGGGAUUUGGUAACUGAGGGAAUCACUCGUUUGCAAAUAAAAUAAUUAUAAACUCAUCACAUAAACCUACUGUCACCAGAAGGAAAUAGUCACUAAGAAAAGUUAUAAAAUUGUCAUCAUUAUAAUUGGAAUUAAAAAUCUGUGAAAUAGCCCAGCAAAACGCAUCAUGGGAAUUGUCAUUCCUGUAUUUGUAACGCUUUAGACGCCCUAGUGGCUCUUUAGUGUAAAUGUGAUUUAUUUAUUGGGAAUUAUUCCUUGUUUUUAAUGACGGACAUUUUGGCUCCUUUCAAUUUAUUGUAUUUAUAUGGGACAUCAUUUUGGCACUAUGAAUUCAGAAGUUCUUAUUUUCCACAAUGUUUAUUUGAAAAACCUUGAAGUUGUUACAUUUAUCACAAUUAAAGCAUCCAGUGGAGCAUCACAGUACAAUUAGCAAUAAUAUGUGAAGUCCACCACCACAUAUAUCAGUAUCGGAUUUCUGAAGUUGGACAACAUUGGUUAUAAAAGUCAUUAUCGGACAACUCUAUUACUAAUGCUGAAAUACCUUUUUUCCCAGUAUUAAAGUCACAUCUAUGAAAUGAAUACUUCAUGUGAACAACGGAUGUAUCUACAACAUCCUAGUGAACGGCGUGUAAACAAGACUAUUGUACCUGAGAAGCUAUUGUUUCAGCAUAAAAGAUGCAGUGAUGACAUUACUACUGUGCAAUCAUCAACAAGUGACAGUGAUACUCAAAUGUUGCCAUGGCUCAGUCACAUCAAGUGAAGACAAAACACGAUGAGCGUCAUCAGGGACAACGUCAUAAAACAUGUAAGUGUACAUAUACCUUAAAACACUAGCAAUCCCAGCCCUGAUUCACUGUCUCAUAUACCUCUGCAACCCAGAGACAAAUCUACGGUAAAGGGACAUCAACAGAAAUAAAUUUAAACCAUUUGGUGCUCACUAGAAACUAUCUGCUGCGCACCGGAAACAAUCUGAUGUUCCGAGACAAUGUAAUGGUGAUGACGUGCAUGUAAUGUAGUCAUAUCUUUAUAGUUGAGUCCAAGAUUGAAGAAAAGCUCAACUAACUCCUGCAUUAUCAAUUUUAGCACGCCGAAACUGCUGGUGUCUGAUGCGCACCUGCAGUUUGCGGCCUAUAAUUUGGAAGUUCUCCCACAUAGAAAUGAUUGGCGGGUUUGAUUUUUUUUUCAUGGUAGGUGCUUGUCCACUGUGAGAAACUUAAAAAAAAAAAAUCCAGAAAUCUGUGUAUGAUUUUUUUUAAACAAUUUGUAUUGUACUGCUGCAAAUAAGUAUUUGAACACCUGAGAAAAUCAGUGUUAAUAUUUGGUACAAUAGCCUUUGAUUACAAUUACAGAGGUCGAACGCUUCCUUUAACUUUUCACCAGGUUUGCACAGAAUGCAGCAGGGAUUUUGCACCACUGCUCCACACAGAUCUUCUCUAGAUCAAUCAGGUUUCCGGGCUGUCACUGAGAAACCCAAAGUUUGAGCUUCCGCCAAAGAGUUUCUAUUGGGUUUAGGUCUGGAGACUGGCUAGGUCCCUCCAGAACCUGCUUUUUACAAAGCCACCCCUUGGUUAUUCUGGCUGUCUGCUUUGGACCAUUGUCAUGUUGGAAGACCGAGUCAUGACCCAUUUUAAAUGCCCUAACUGAGGGAAGGAGGUUAUUCCCUCCCAAAUCUCACAAUACUUUGCCCUGGUCAUCCUCUCCUUAAUACAGUGUAGUCGUCAAGUCCCAUGCGCAGAAAAACAGCCCCAAAGCAUGAUGCUAAAACCCCUAUGCUUCACAGUAGGGAUGGUGUUCUUAGGAUGGUACUCAUUAUUAUUCUUCCUCCAAACACUAUGAGUGGAAUUAACACCACAAGCUUCCAUUUUGAUCUCCUAUGACCAUGGAAUUAACACCAAAAGGUUCCAUUUUGAUCUCAUAUGACCACAUGACUUUCUCCCAUGACUCAUCUGGAUCAUCCAAAUGCAAGGGCGUAGGUUUGCGUAGGGACAUAACACUACCAUCUUUUCAGGAUGCUCAAAUUGUCCCCACCAACUUUUAAGGAACCUUGUUUGCAUUUUGUAAUGAGUUCAGUUAUACUAGUAUAUGUAAUUUAGAUUGUCUUCCCAUAUGUUGUAAGGAUAGAAUUUACCCUACUAUUAUUAAGCUAAUUAUUAUCAUUAUGUUCAGACUUACAUUUAUCCCUUUUUACUUGCUGAAUGUGCCAACAUGAUUAUAAACCAUGAUGUCUUAGUGUAUUUACAACAGUAACCUUGGAAAUGCCAGCUCCUCCUGUGUAGUUCUCGGCUGAUUCCUCACCAUUCUUAGGAUCACUGAGACCCUACAAUCUUGCAUGGAUCCCUAGUCCGAGGGAGAUUGACAGGCAAUGUUUAGCUUCUUCCAAUUGCUCCAACUGUGGAUCUUAUAUCACCAUGCUGCUUGGGUAUUGCCCCGUAACCCUUUCCAGCCUUGUAGAGGUCUACAAUUCUGUCUUUGGACAGCUCUUUGGUCUUGACCAUGUUAGUUAUUGGACUCUUCCUGAUUGUAUGGGCUGGAGAGGUGUUUAUAUGCAGAUAAACCGCCUCAAACAGGUCAAAAAGUCAGACUCAUAAAUUCACCUCCACUCGACUUAUUUACAGUGGUAUGAAAAACAAUGAACCUUUUCGAAUUUCUUGCAUUUCUGCAUAAAAUCACCAUCAAAUGUGAUCUGAUAUUUGUCAAAAUCACACAGUUGAAAAAAAAACUGCCUGCUUUAACUAAAACCAUCCAAACAUUUAUAAGUUUUCAUAUUUUAAUGAGGGUAGUAUGCAAACAAUGACAGAAGGGGGAAAGACUAAUUAGGUGAACCAUCACAUUUAAUAUUUUGGAGGACUAAUCAGGACUAAUCUUGGCCCAUUCUUCCCUACAAAACUGCUGUAGUUCUGUCAGAUUCCUGGGAUGUCUGGCAUGAAUCGCUGUCUUUAGGUCAUGUCACAGCAUCUCAAUAGGAUUCAAGACUGGACUUUAACUUGGCCGCUCCAGAACGUGUAUUUUGUUCUUCUGAAACCAUUCUGAAGUUGAUUUACUUCUGUGUUUUGGAUCAUUGUCUUGUUGCAGCAUCCAUCAUCUUUUUAGCUUCAACUGUCUGACAGAUGGCCUCAGGUUUUCCUGCGAAACAUCCUGAUAAACUUUGGAAUUCUUUAUUCUUCCCCUAAUGACUGCAAGUUAUCCAGGCCCUGAGUUAGCAAAACAGCCCCAAAUCAUGAUGCUCCCUCCACCAUGCUUCACAGUGGGGAUGAGGUGUUGAUGUUGGUGAGCUGUUCCAUUUUUCCUCCACACAUGACGUGGUGUCUUCCUCCCAAACAAUUCAACUUCGGUUUUAUCAGUCAACAAAAUAUUUUGCCAAAACUUCUGCGGAGUGUCCAAGUGCCUUUUUGCGAACAUUAAAUGGGCAAUAAUGUUUUCUUUUAGACAGCAGUGGCUUCCUUUGUGGAGUCCUCCCCUGAACACCAUUCUUGGUCAUAGUUUUACAUAUAGUUGAUGUGUGUACAGAGAUAUUGGACUGUGCCAGUAAGUUCUGUAAGGAUAUAGCAGACACUUUAGGGUUCUCUUGCCGUCAUCUUUGGUGGACGGCCACUCCUUGGGAGAGAAGCAACAGUGCCACACUCUCACCAUUUAUAGACAACUUCUCUGACUGUGGAUUGAUGAACAUCCAGACUUUUAGAGAUGGUUUUGUAUCCUUUCGCAGCUUUAUACAAAUCAACAAUCGCAGGUCUUCAGACAGCCCUUUCGACUUUUCUUACCAGGUGUGUUUUUUAUAUUGGGCAGGGCAGCUUUAAACUACUCAUCAGUGAUUGGGCACACUCCUGACUUAAAAUGUUUGGUAAAAAUAGCUUUCAAUUGCUCUUUAAGUCUCCUUAGGCAGAGGGUUCACUUACUUAUUUUUCCCCUUUCUGUCAUUGUUUGCAUGCCAUCCUCAUUAAAAUAUGAAAACCUAUAAAUGCCUAGUGGUUUUAGUUCAAGCAGACAGUUUUUUCAUCUGUGUGAUUUUGACAAAGAUCAGAUCACAUUUGAUGGUGAUUUUAUGCAGAAAUGUGACAAAUUCCAAAAGGUUCAGAUACUUUUCAUACUACUGUAGGAGAAUAAGUGGAGUUGUUUUUUUUAAAGGUGACUAACAGGUCUUUGAGGCUUAAAAUUCGAGCUAAUAGACACGUGUUUAAAUACUUAUUUGCAGCAGUAUAAUACAAUUAAAUUGUUUAAAAAAAACAUACAAUGUGAUUUCUGGAUUUUUUUCCCAGUUUAGAUUGUCUCUCACAGAGGACAAGCACCUACCAUGAACAUUUAAAACCCGCCCAUCAUUUCUAAGACGGAGAAUUUACAAAAUCGCAGGGCGUUCAAAUACUUAUUUUCCUUACUGUAUAUGCUCCCAUUAAGAAUCGGUAUAUCGUUUUAAAAAGGUGUCAUUGUAUAAAAAAAAAAAAAGAGAGAAACCAACAGGUUGCUACCAAAAUAUUACAUUAAAAUAGUGUUUAAGUAAGCUCACUGGCCGCCAUUGACAGCACUAGACAUCCAAUUCAUUUUUACACUAUUGUAGGCAUUUACAGGUCACUUCCUAUCCAAUUGAGGACAUUCUUGAGUCAGUUCUUUUUCAGUAAUCCAAUAGGACAUUCUUGAGUCAGUUCUUUUUCAGUAAUCCAACAGAAAGUGACCUGUAAAUGUCCCAAAGUCAACCGGAAGUGACUGAAAAUCAACAGGAAAUGACGUGAUGUGCCCCAAAAGUUAACUAAUUGGCUGCCACUGACGGCAAUAGACGUCCAAUCCGUUUGAUGUAAAAGGGUGGGAGCAAAUGAACGAAUUGGAAAACUUCAAUGCUAGUCUAGGAGUUUGGUAGCAGAAGGGCCUUUUGCUGCCGGCUUGAUUUGUCACAAACAUACUAUUUGGAGCAAAACACAAAUAUGCUUCCAAACUGAAUUACUGGACACCUUGACAAAUAACUUUCGAGCAAUAUUCUAAUUUACUGAUACGGAAGAGCAGAGCUGCCAGUGUUAGAGAAACAUUUCUACCAGGGCUUUCUUAUUUCAACGCAUUGACAACUCAUUUCAAUCUAUUGCUAACCUUGUUUUAACGUAUCGCUAACCUUGUUUUAAUGCAAUGUUAACCUCGUUCUAACGUACUGAUAACCUCAUUUCAAUGACUAGUUAGUGGCGAAGGCUAAAUGCUAAAAACAUGGGGUUUCCUCAUAGUUCUUCAGGGUUUGGGCAUGCGCAGUUGUACUCAGCUACGGAAGUGCCUCUCCGUCACAUUGUCAUAAGCAUGCUGCAUUUGAGGAAAGCAACCUCCGACCAUGAAAAAUGUUGGAACGCCACUCGAACUGGGAAAUCCUAGUUGCUAAAUCAGGGGGAAAAAAGUAUCAUGGCAUCACUCGACAAAAUGGCACCCAAGACAAUGUAUUGAUGACACAAUUAUGAAGUUAAAGGAAGCUUCUUUGAGAUGCCCUGUAUAUUUUUUUCUCAUACAGUGAAUUUUAUUAGCUCAAAUAAUUCAUAAAUAUUUUUUUAUAUAGGGCGGAAAACGGGUGACUUGAAGUUCCGCUCUGAGACCCCCAAUUUGGCCAAAUUUCAAAAUUGUCCGAUAUGGACGUGUGAUACAUCAUUGGUAAGCUUAAAAUCUCAAUUUUCUUGGGGAAGAAAAAUUUUGAACAAGAGGGUAUUUAAAAAAAAACAAUUAAACAGCAAAACCCUAACUGAGGGUGAGAGCAGAAUUAAAGACGCCACGAUUUUAACGAGAUAUUAUCGCGUACUUACUGUACCUUGUUUCGAGACAAAAACUCCAUGUAGCAUGUAUCACCGAGUGUAAAGACACAGCUGUGAAUGGCCACAGCCAGAUUUUGGGGGGAUUUUAUGGGUGAAACAUCGUAAUAUAACAAGGGCCGCGAUGCAGAAAUCGCAGACAUCAAGGAGCGGUCGAGAUUUUUAUUUUCAUAUAUUUACCCUUUUAAACUUUUUUUUUUCCAAUUUUUCUUUGUUUGGAUCGAUUAUUUAUCACCUAAAAUAUCGGGGAAAAUGUGACAGUAACGAAAAAAAUAUAUAAAGCGAUAGUUCUGAGGUAGAUAUCCGGGGAUUUUUUUACGGACGCCAAUUUUUUUAUUGUGACGUAAUUUGUUUAAAAGCUUAAAAUAUGCAAGUGAAUAAUUUUUUAAAGUCGUUUUUUUUUUUUUAAACUAAAUAUAUAUAUUGAUAUAACAAGCGUCGCGAUGCAGAAAUCGCAGACAACAGGGAGUGGUUGAGAUUUUCUUUUUCAUAUAGUUAUCCUUUUAAACGUUAAUUUUCAAUUUUUCUUUGGUUGGAUUGAUUAUUUAUCAUCUAACAUAUCGGGGAAAAUGCGACAGGAACAACAACAAAAAAAAAUUAAACGAUACUUAUGAGGUAGAUAUCCGUGACUUUUUUUACAGACGCCAAAUUUUUUAUUGUGACGUAAUUUGUUUAAAAGUUUAAAAUAAGUGAGUGAAUAAUUUUUUAAAGACUUUUUUUUUUUUUUUUAAACUAAAUAUUAGACAUCAGUUAAUGAUUCUAAGCUAAAAAUGACAGACAUUUUGAAUAAUAUAAUUAAUUACCUUCUUUUUAUAGCUAGGUUGAAACAAAAGCGGUUGCGCGACGUCUGUAAACGGGGGUUUUCAGGGUAAAACGGACAAAUCAAAAAUAAUUUGGGGACUUAAUGCGCCAUGAAUCUGCCAUUGCAGCAUAUAGACAUAUUGAUCUGCCAAACAACAGUUGUUUUGGCUUAAAAUACAGCAGUUUCUUUUAAAGAGGAGUGCAAGAGCAGAAACUGCUUUUUCAGUCUCGUCUGUGUUUUCCGCCAUAGACUUUCAGCAAGGAUGUAACGAAAGUAGGCAGUUUAAAGUGUAUGCUAUUUAUCGCAGCCGUUAUUUUUUCCUCCUCUA
Messenger RNA from Corythoichthys intestinalis (scribbled pipefish), 9387 nucleotides. It is a transcript of the gene mrpl35, whose product is annotated as mitochondrial ribosomal protein L35. Gene Ontology annotation, molecular function: structural constituent of ribosome. Bases 60 to 596 code for a protein of 178 amino acids. The transcript is spliced from 4 exons. Gene Ontology annotation, biological process: translation. The record is from RefSeq and is a predicted model, not a curated record. Lineage: Eukaryota; Metazoa; Chordata; Actinopteri; Syngnathiformes; Syngnathidae. Gene Ontology annotation, cellular component: ribosome; mitochondrion.